This is a messenger RNA of Xylaria bambusicola, 1299 nucleotides long. Its product is annotated as P-loop containing nucleoside triphosphate hydrolase protein. The record is from RefSeq and is a predicted model, not a curated record. The transcript is spliced from 4 exons. Gene Ontology annotation, molecular function: ATP binding; ATP hydrolysis activity. Lineage: Eukaryota; Fungi; Ascomycota; Sordariomycetes; Xylariales; Xylariaceae. Bases 1 to 1299 code for a protein of 432 amino acids. Gene Ontology annotation, cellular component: mitochondrial outer membrane.
AUGCUUCUCACCUGGCUGAAGGACACCUUCACCAUGGUCGACCGCAAGAGAAAAGGUGCCGACUACAUAUGGGAUGUGGUUCUAUUAUUAGGAACGGCUGGCCUGGCAUGGUACCUCACCAAUAAUGCCUUAUCGAGUCUCCAAGGAACACUUGCCGAUCCCGACAAAGAGAAACACGAACAAGCUCGUAUCAGGGCGAAAGCAAACCUCUCCCGUUUACGAAAAUCGCGAGAAAACGGCAAUGGCGAAGGUGACGAAGCCUUUGGUGAUGACUCGGCAAAUGGAGGCCGGGAAGGAACCGAAGACCUAGUGUUGAAUGAAUAUGAAAACAUAGUUGCUCUUGAGGUCGUCGCACCGGAAGACAUUCCCGUAGGGUUUGAUGAUAUUGGUGGCUUAGACGAUAUAAUUGAGGAGGUUAAGGAGUCGGUCAUUUAUCCAUUGACCAUGCCUCAUCUCUACUCACAUGCUGCACCGCUACUGUCAGCACCAUCGGGUGUCUUGCUAUACGGACCGCCGGGUUGCGGCAAGACGAUGCUGGCGAAGGCCGUUGCACGUGAAAGUGGCGCGUCAUUCAUCAAUCUACACAUCUCAACGCUAACAGAGAAGUGGUAUGGAGACUCCAAUAAGCUAGUGCGCGCGGUAUUCUCGCUCGCUCGCAAACUUCAGCCCACAAUCAUCUUCAUAGACGAGAUAGAUGCUGUCUUGGGGACCCGGAGAAGCGGAGAGCAUGAAGCUAGUGGGAUGGUCAAAGCAGAGUUCAUGACACUCUGGGACGGUCUCACCUCCGCAAAUACGCGUGGGCUGCCAGCGCGAAUCGUUGUCUUGGGGGCAACCAACCGAAUUCACGACAUCGAUGAAGCAAUCCUAAGGCGAAUGCCCAAGAAAUUCCCAGUCUCAUUACCUGAUAAAGCACAAAGACUUCGGAUCUUGCAACUUCUGCUGAAGGAUACGAAGACAGAGCCUGACCAUUUCAAUAUGGAGUACAUCGCAAGAAUCACGGCUGGUAUGUCGGGUAGCGACAUCAAGGAAGCUUGUCGAGAUGCUGCCAUGGCACCAGUUCGCGAAUACAUUCGGGAACACCGGGCGAGUGGGAACGCCAUGUCGAGCAUCGACCCAACAAAAGUACGCGGCAUUCGGACGGAAGAUUUCUUCGGGCGAAAAGGCGGCGGGCAAAUCCUGAUGCAAAACCAUUCACGUGCCAAGUCUUCCAGUGACGAGUAUGAGGAUGUCGAGGAUGAAGAGGAGGUUACAGCGGACACAUCAACGUCUGCUGCAAAAGUCACGGAGCAAUCGGCAUGA